GCGAGAGCAGGGGAGGGGUGGGAACGAAACAACCGAGCAAGAAAGCAGUUUCCCCCUGAAACGAUCACGCGUCGCAAAAUCCGAGGGACGGGUUUCCGCCGCUCGCCGUGCCGUCACCGACUGCUUGCGUUCGCGCCGAGCCGCCAAACAGUGCCAUGGCGAAGGCUCCGGGCGGACCCGUCGGGGACCCGCUCCUGGUUUCCACCUUCGCGCUGAGCAGCACCAAGAAAAGGCUUAUGCUCUACGAGAACGGCAUUAGCGUCGCCGAUGUCAGCCAGCAUAACAAAUCCGACGACGACCUAUUCAUUCCUCUGUCGAGGGUCGUGGCCGCCGAGGCCUGGCCCUGCUGCAGCGGCGGAUGCAGCCACACGCGCGCCACCAGCAAUGGACGAGCAGCGCCGCCAGUGAGCGCCAGUGCCGCCUGCCUCGUGACGUCGGCGGCCGAUGGGGGCGGCACGGCGACGGCGACGCCGGGCUACGAGGGCGGAGGCCGCGUGUCCCUCGGCGACCCCGCGCUGAGGCUUCACGUGGCCAACCCCGUGCGCAGCCACUCGUGGUGCCUGCAGACCCUGGUGCUGCGGGGCGUCUCGGGCAGGAGCAGCGAUCAUGCGCUGGCACACCGGUGGGCCGACGCGGUGCAGGACAGGCUUAGAGGAGUAGACAGGCCACGAAAGCUGCUUGUGUUUGUUAACCCUUUUGGAGGUCGAAAACGAGCACCCAUCAUCUACCAACGCAAGGUGGCACCCAUAUUCCAAAUGGCUGGCAUCUCUGUGGAAUUAAUCACGACAAGGUAUGCGGGUCAUGCCAAGGAAUGCCUUCUUGAAAUGGACCUAUCUCUCUUUGAUGGCGUCGUGUGUGUUGGCGGUGACGGCAUGGUCAACGAGAUCGUCAAUGGCGUGCUGCUGAGGGCGCAGCGCGAUGCCGGUAUUGAUGCAAACGACCCGAAUUCCCGGCUUCAGCCGGGGACGAUCAAGAUCGGUGUGAUUCCUGCUGGCUCCACGGAUGCUCUGGUUUGCACCACAACGGGAGAAAACAGCCCCGUGACAUCAGCACUCCUCAUAGCAAUGGGUGCUGAAAUAGGUGUCGACGUUGCGAGCAUUCACAGCGGUGACCGCCUGGUGCGGUACUCAUCGGGAUUCCUGUCUUAUGGCUUCUUCGGAGAUAACAUCAAAGCCAGCGAAAAAUUUCGCUGGAUGGGACCAUUGCGAUAUAACUGGACUGGCUGGCAAACCUUUCUGAAGCACCAUGUCUAUGAAGGAGAAAUGAAGUUGCUCGUGCAGCCAGAGACGACCGACGCUAAUUAUGACCCCGCAGGCUCUGACCGAUGUCGAGCAGGAUGUGAGGUAUGCCAUGCAGCACCAGGUGACAUCCCACUUCAAAUUCUCAAUAUCUCGGAUGGCGAUCUGGAAAAUAAGCCCUACUGGCUAGGCAUCCAAGGCCACUUCCUGUCAGUCAGCUGUGCUCUCAUGGCCAACCGGUGCGCACGUAGCACAGCGGGCGUGGCUCCCACGGCUCACCUCGGCAAUGGUCUCAUGGACGUCGUGCUGGUCUCGCAGUGCUCACGACGCAAUUUUCUCAGGUUUCUCGUCGCCCUCGCCAAUUCUGAAACGUGCAGCCCAUUCAAGUUUCCCUUCGUUCACUGCUUUCGAACAAGUUGCUUCGAGUUUGUGCCCAAAACGCCAGACUCUAGCGACGAAGGCACAGUCAAGCACACUGGCUCCUGGCAGUGUGAUGGGGAACUGCUCACAGACGCUUCAUUGCUCGUUAGGUCUCAUCGCCAGUUGCUCAAGCUGUAUGCGCACGGCAUUGAGGAGCGGGACGAGUACCGGUCGGACCGCUGUUUCUGUUCUUGCCAGUAACGCGAGCAGAUGGAAGUAGCAUGUUGCAGCUACAGCUGAUCUCCGAGUCGGUGUGCUCUGUGAGCAACCACCCAACUUUCUCAACUUUCAUUCUGUCUGUUCGGGAACAGACAGAAUGAAACAAAGACAAGGUGCCGUCUCGUUUGCGCAUCGCUCUUUUGUGUCGGCUCUCUUUGGGUGCUCUUGCAUCUGCGUUGUGGUGUUGAAGCUGCCCUUGGGUAUGAAAUGACAAGUCAGAACUUUGCCCUACGAUUUGCACACCACAGUCUUGUGAACCACCAGAGACAACAUGUUUAGAUGCUGCAACGCACGUGCCCGAUUCGCAAUGUGGGAGCUACGCCAUAAUGCGGAACGAGACACACUUACUUUGUUCAAAAAUUUUUGUGAGAGAUUGUGUUUACAUAGGGUUACUGGUUACCACUUGUUAAAGAUGGGCCCACCAGGUAGCGUGCAGGACGCCAGCAUUUCGUUGUUUUGGCCUUCACAACUUGCUUGCAAAGAACUAUUUCUUGAAUGUGAUGUUACUUUCCAUUAAGCUGCUCACGUUGGCACUUUUAUGGGAACAAUAUAUAGUGGUUAUGAGCUGGCCUCAAUGCCUUAGUUGCCCAGGUUUAAUCAUUCAGAUUAGAUUUCCAUAGAUAGAGCCACAUAGCUGUCAAACAGCAGAAAAUAGUCGGUAUUCUUAGUUGUGCUAGUGACCUUUGCCAAACAGGUACCAAACAUAGUCUCUGCAGUUCUAAGUGCAUGUUAGCAGCAUACCAUAGUGCUUGACGGCACCCAUUACGUCUCCAUUAGCAUGCCCUUGUAGCAGGAGAUCACCAUGUGUUCAGCAAAUAUAAGACAUUUUUUCUCCCCUUCGAGAGAUCUCCAAGUGACCGGCAUGACGAAUGUGUGGCAUCUUCUCGUCGAGACAUUCCAGAGUGCAAUCUUUUCAGGCCGCGAUGUCAGUGGGACAAAAGAAACGCUCAGACAGAGGUACAAAAUGUGGUUGCUCGGAGCGAUAUUGCAACGCGUUGUUUAUCGCCGUUAGGCACGUUGAGGUUGUUCUUAUCACCGCACAAAUCAUUUAUAAAUGCUUUUUAUUAUUGUUGUCUAUAUUUGCUUCUCCUUAAAGACCAUUGCAAAAGCACAGUAUAUGCAUUUCGAGAUUAUAUGACCAGCAGUGAAAAUUCGCCCUGCGUCUCUUAACCACGCUUAAGUAUUGAACAUUACGAUAUGACAAACUUGCAAUUACAAACAGGUAUUAGCGAUAAUUUCCAUUUAGGUGACUGUUUUGGUGCAUCCCUCACCAGACUAAACAAUUACUUCCACAGAAAUACGCGGUUUGGCCUGUACGCUAUUACUGAAGAUACAAUGUCAUUGGCAAACACGUGUAGUGCGUUUUUCGUGGAUGACUCCAUUUUCUUCACGGUAUGCUUUGCCUAGUCCUGAUGUAUUGUGUGCACAAAUUUCUUUUGGACUAUGUUACCGAGGUUAAUUUUUUGAAGAUGCACACAGUGGCUUGUCGCCAUCAGAGACUGUGAUAACAUAACCGUACUUUUCUUAUGAGGAAUGUGAACAUGUGAUAAUCCUUUUUUCUGCUGCGUCCACGACAAGGCAACCUUUUAUACAGUAUGCGAUGGUUUGUCAUUUUCAAGCCACCGAAUCUUGUCUUGUGUUGUGCCAGUUCGAGUUCUCACUGUUCUGUAAAUGUUUUAAUAAAGGAGUGCAAGACUCGCAAUGACUCAGUAGUUGUUGAGCAGCCACAUCUCGUUGGUGUUAUUGAAUGUAGAAAAUCAUGAUGUUGCCAUGUUUGCCUUUUUGUACAGGUGUGUAUAUUGUACUUUAUGUUGUGAAGGGGGCCACUCGUGCGCGAGAGGCUGGGUCGUAUGCAGUUGCACCUAUGAGAAGGUGUGAAACUGCACAAUAAAGAUAUACAAAACCA
Molecule: messenger RNA, 3783 nt
Organism: Rhipicephalus microplus (southern cattle tick)
Lineage: Eukaryota; Metazoa; Arthropoda; Arachnida; Ixodida; Ixodidae
Gene: Cerk
Product: Ceramide kinase
Biological process (GO): phosphorylation; ceramide metabolic process
Molecular function (GO): ceramide kinase activity
Source: RefSeq, a predicted model, not a curated record